GAAAGGAAGGUGAUGGAGGUGCCGAUCGAGGAGAAGAUUUCAGCAUGCCGAGACUUCAGACAGGGAGGCAACCUUUUCCAUGCCGAGGGCCAGGGCUCUGCAGCCUUGAUUUACUACGACUUCUGCUUUCCGGACGACGACUCGCAGCAGCAGGAAUUAGAUGACAUUCGGCAGGCGUGUCUCCUCAAUUCUGCGGCGUGUUUUCUGGCCUGUGGAGAGCUCGAUCAGACAUUGGACUGCUGCUACCAGGCAAGCUGCUGCCCUCUCGCUCACUUUCUCGGCCGCGCGCGCGCUUUGCGGGCGGAGCCGAACAACGUCAAGGCCCUGUACCGCCGCGCUGUGGUCUAUCGUCUCCGUGAUCGGUUCAAAGAGGCCUCUGUCGACCUCGGAAAGGCGCUGGCGCAGCGGCCUAACGAAGUCAUGCUCCGGAAGGAGAGCGCUGUACUCAAGAGCAAGAUAGCGUCCUAUCGGGAACGACGAAAGGCGAUGGGAGAGCACAUCUUCGGAAAGGAGCAGGGUCGGGAUCAGGAUAAUGCUAGAGGGAGUUCCGGCAACAAUGGCCGAGCGUUACAACAGGAAUCGGAAACGCAGGAGAAAGACGGCAGCGAGCCAUCAGCAGUCGAGGCAGCAGAAGAUGAUCCCUAUCAGUGCUUCGCGCCUGCGGCGGCGGUUGGGGGCAACGAGUCGGGAGGCGGCUACGCGGUGACGGCUGCAGUUGUUCCGGCCGGAUCCGGCAGUGGCAAAGAAGAAGGCCGGCGGUGGCACGAUCUCAUUUCGGCGGAAAAGUGA
This is a messenger RNA of Ectocarpus sp. CCAP 1310/34, 789 nucleotides long. NCBI's taxonomy places the organism in Eukaryota, Phaeophyceae, Ectocarpales, Ectocarpaceae. The record is from the annotation of a GenBank genome assembly.